This is a messenger RNA of Panicum virgatum (switchgrass), 1674 nucleotides long. Its product is annotated as transcription factor DIVARICATA-like. The transcript is spliced from 2 exons. Lineage: Eukaryota; Viridiplantae; Streptophyta; Magnoliopsida; Poales; Poaceae. Bases 189 to 1115 code for a protein of 308 amino acids. Gene Ontology annotation, molecular function: DNA binding. The record is from RefSeq and is a predicted model, not a curated record.
CGCCACCACCACCUCCCCGCUGCAUAAAUACCCCCCUCCUCCCCGUCCGUUCCCACCCCUCCCCCGCUACCCAGCUCUCCGGACCGCGCCGCCUCCCGUCCCGUCCCGUCCCGUCUCCCCGCGACAGGGAAAGGCGCAAUCUUGGUCGGCCCGGCUGAUCGGCGGCGCCCGGUCAACUCCGGUUGCUGAUGACGGAGUCGUGGAUGGACGUGCUGCCGCCGGCGCCGGCGCCGCCCUACUACGCGGGGCAGGCGGGCGGGCGGUUCCUGCCGGACCGGCGGGCGUCGGCCCCCGGGCCCGGGGCGUGGACGCUGGAGGAGAACAAGCUGUUCGAGCGCGCGCUGGCGCGGGUGGACUGGGACGCGCCCGACCGGUGGGAGCGCGUCGCCGCGCUGCUGCCGGGCCGGAUGGUGUCCGACGUCGUGGCGCACUACGACGACCUCGAGAACGACGUCUGCUUCAUCGAGGCCGGGCUCGUGCCCUUCCCCCACUACGGCGGCGCGGCGGGGUCCGCCGCCGGGUUCACCUUCGACUGGGACGGCGGCGACGCCGACGCCGCCGCCGCCGGCCUGGGCUCCUUCAAGCGCUCCUGCUACAUGGCCGGCGCCAGGCGCGGGCGCGGCCCGGACCAGGAGCGCAAGAAGGGCAUCCCCUGGACGGAGGAGGAGCACAAGCUGUUCUUGAUGGGUCUGAAGAAGUACGGGCGAGGGGACUGGAGGAACAUCUCCCGCAACUUCGUGACGAGCCGGACGCCGACGCAGGUCGCCAGCCACGCGCAGAAGUACUUCAUCCGCCUCAACUCCGGCGGCAAGGACAAGCGGCGCUCCAGCAUCCACGACAUCACCACCGUCAACCUCCCCGACGAAGACGGCGGCGGCGGCAACCCCUCGCCGUCGCCGCCCUCCGCGCUCACCGCCGCCUCCACCCCCUCGUCCACCGGCGGGCCCGUCAUCUCGGAGCAGUUCGGCGUCCUCGUCGACAGCAAGCCCGCGCCGACGCACCACUUCGUGCCGCACCCCUACGGCAACGUCAAGCUCGAGCCCAGCAACUCCGGCUUCCUGGACGACUCUGUUCUGAUGCAGAUGCAAUGCGGCCAGCUGCAGCCCCUCGGCUGACCGGCUGGUUCUCGAGCUGCAACGAUGGCGAAAAGAGGAAACAAAGCUCUCAUCUCUGGCCAUGCGCGCGCCUGUUGUUGAUUCCAAACAGGCAAGCAGCAUCUGCCGUGACGUACAACACGUUGGAUCAAACAGCUACGAGCUCAGCACGUCUCGCUGCCGAGCUCUGGUUCUCUGCUGAAACUGAGCACCGGAGAUGAGAGCAAGAAAAGAAGCAGCAAAAUGUAGAAGAAAUAUGGACGAAGUCACUCCUGCAUCCCGCCGCCUCUGUACAUAAGAGCCCAGCGCCAGCGGUGGAAUAAUUUCCGAUUGCGAUUAGUUUCCUGUGCUGCGGGAGGCACGGGAGAGUGUACUGCUAGAUGCUCUGAUUACGGUAGCUUUUCUUCUGUAAUGAUGCGUCAUGGAUAUUGGAUCGGUUAAUGUCAUGUAUUUGCUAUAGCAAGUAGCACCAGCAGCGUACUGUGUGGUGUCUUUUUUUUUGUACGGGUUCUUGUAUUAGCAUCGGUCACACUCUCAUUGACCUGUGCUUUUGUUACUAGUAAUCAUGGUGGCGAUGAAA